UGCUUAACCAGGCCCUGCCUCAUUCUUCUGGAUUAGACACUGACAGAAGUAGAGCGAGGAUAAGUACUGCCCGAAUCCCCGGUAGGAUCUGAAUUGAGGUUGUUACAGAACUCAUCCAACCAUGGCUCUGCCGAUAGACCCCAUGGAGGAGCUUCGAAUGUACCAACAGACGCUGCUACAGGAUGGCCUGUGCGACCUGCUGGAAAAUGACACCAUGGUGGACUGCGUGCUGAAGAUCAAGGACAAAGAGUUCCCCUGCCACCGCCUGGUGCUGGCUGCUUGUAGCUCCUACUUCCGGGCGUUUUUUAAAUCAGGCGUGGAAGCAAGCAAACAGCGAGAGAUUGUCCUGGAGGAUGUUGAACCUGGUGUCAUGGGUAUGAUUCUGAAAUACCUCUACACAUCAAGCAUCAAUGUGACUGAGCAGAAUGUCCAGGACAUCUUUUCUCUUGCCAACAUGCUCCAGAUUCCAUCCAUUUUCACAGUGUGUGUCUCGUUCCUCCAGAAACGCUUGAGCUUGAGCAACUGCCUGGCCAUAUUUCGCCUGGGUUUGAUGAUCGACUGCCCUCGGUUGGCGGUCUCAGCCAGGAAUUUUGCCUGCGAGCGUUUUGAGCUGAUCACACGAGAUGAGGAGUUCCUACGCCUGAGUCCCAGUGAGUUAGCUGCAAUCUUGACCUCGGACUCAUUGAAUGUGGAAACAGAGCAGGCCGUAUUCGAGGCCAUCAUGAAAUGGGUGGGCUUUGACAAGGACAAGCGACUUGAGGAACUCUCAACAUUACUGGACUGUGUGCGCUUCCGACUCGUCCCUGAGGAUUAUUUCGCAGAGCAGGUGGAGCAACACGAGUGGCUGCGAUCUAACCCCGAAAUUACCAAGAAACUGCAGCUGGUCAAAAAUGCUUAUGUUGGGAAACUUCCAGAGGUUAAGAAGACCUCAACAAGUAAAAAAAUUAAAGAAAAGGAGGCAGAGGAAGAUGGUGAAGAGGAAGAAGAUCAGGAAGAGUUACUUCCUGGAAUCCUGAAUGAUAAUUUAAGGUUCGGCAUGUUUCUCAGAGACUUAAUACUUAUGAUAAGUGACACAAGUUCAGUUGCUUACGACCCUACAGGAAACGACUGCUAUUUGGCGUCAAUAUCCAGCCAGAUUCCAAAAAAUCAUUGUAGCAUUGUAACCAAAGAAAACCAAAUCUUUGUGGCUGGUGGACUUUUCUUCAAUGAACAGAAUCAAGAGGAACAGCUCAACUCAUACUUUUUACAGUUUGAUCCUGCAAGUUCAGAUUGGCUCGGAAUGCCCCCUAUGCCCUCACCUCGCUUCCUGUUUGGCAUGGGUGAAGCAGAGAAUUCCAUCUUUGUAAUCGGUGGGAAGGAGUUAAAGGAGGGAGAAAAAACUUUGGAUUCAGUCAUAGUUUAUGACAGAAUAUCGUUCAAAUGGGAAGAGUCAGUUCCACUACCCUACGCGGUGUAUGGACAUGGAACAGUAUCUCACAAUGGAAUUGUGUAUGUAAUAGGAGGAAAAGGAGAUGACAAACAGUGCUUGAACAGAGUUUGUGCUUAUGACAUGAAGAAAGGUAAGUGGACGGAUCUUGCACCACUGAAGACCGAACGAUCGCUGUUUGGCGUCACUGUUUAUAAGGACAAGAUCUACGUUGCUGGAGGUGUUACAAACUCUGGUCUCACUGGCACCAUUGAGGUUUAUGACAUUAAAUCGAACAAGUGGUCUGAGUUUGUCGAUUUUCCCCAGGAGCGCAGCUCCCUCAGUCUGAUCACAGUGGGUAAUACCAUCUUUGCUGUCGGCGGCUUCGCAAUGUUUCCAAGUGAAAACAGUGAGGAUCUCACACCAAGAGAGAUGAACGACAUUUGGAGGUAUGACGAAAGUGAGAGGAAGUGGAACGGUAUCCUGAGAGAGAUUCGCUACGCUUCAGGCGCGACAGUGUUGGGUGUCCGUCUCAACACACUAAGACUCACCAAAAUGUGAAACCAACUGUUUGUGAUCCCUCGAGGAACUUUUUUUUUUAUUAUUAUUUUUUAAUUUAAAUAAAGUUUGGUUUUAUCAGAGAGCAAGUGUGUUGUAUGGGACUAAGAGCACUAGAAAAACUGAAAAUAAAACAUGGUUUAGUUUGUUAUUGGCCAGUUUUAGUUGCAUGUUGUUUAAUAUUACCUUUAUGGUUGGCACAAACAAAAACUUAAACUUCAAUUCUCAAACACUCAAAUUAACAAUUUUAUUAUGACAUAAAUUUUUUACCCAUAGAAACAGUUACCUGAACAGAGUUAGUGCAAUAAUAAGUUAGAAUGUUAUUAUUUCUGUCAGAGUUUCAUUGUGACAAUUUAAUUUUGUUAUGCCUUUUGUUGUUUAUACAUUUUACACCAUUCUGUCAAAUAAUAGACUUAAUUUUAUUUCAGACCGGU
This is a messenger RNA of Clarias gariepinus (North African catfish), 2397 nucleotides long. It is a transcript of the gene klhl40b, whose product is annotated as kelch-like family member 40b. The record is from RefSeq and is a predicted model, not a curated record. Lineage: Eukaryota; Metazoa; Chordata; Actinopteri; Siluriformes; Clariidae. Bases 122 to 1966 code for a protein of 614 amino acids. The transcript is spliced from 6 exons. Gene Ontology annotation, molecular function: protein binding.